This is a messenger RNA of Batrachochytrium dendrobatidis JAM81, 2220 nucleotides long. RefSeq lists its product as uncharacterized. The record is from RefSeq and is a predicted model, not a curated record. Lineage: Eukaryota; Fungi; Chytridiomycota; Chytridiomycetes; Rhizophydiales. Gene Ontology annotation, cellular component: nucleolus. Gene Ontology annotation, molecular function: chromatin binding. Gene Ontology annotation, biological process: DNA replication initiation. The transcript has 11 exons. Bases 1 to 2220 code for a protein of 739 amino acids.
AUGGAUGCAGUUGCAGAGUAUGGCAUGCAAAGUCUUUCUUUCCUAAAGGAACUUGACCCAAAAUCACUGCUAAGUACGUAUCAAAAAGAGCGACUGGAAAAUCCAUGGUCAAAAAAAUCUAUCCGUGCCGCUGAUAAUGCUCAAGAGGACCAGUUUUCGAUAUCUGAUAAUAUCAGCGAUGCAUCCGACGUAGAAGCUAGCUAUGAGAGGGCACCUCGAUCCACUUCAAACGGGGAUUCUGAAGCAGUCAGUCGUUUGCCAAUUAAAACUAAAACAGGCGAAAUCGUUCAAUUGCAAUCCAUUCCAGCACAGAAAGUUGAUCAGUCUGAUAUAUAUUUAUCUGAAGUUAGCGAUGACGAAUCUGAUGUUUCUGAACCAGAAAGUAAACCUGUCUCCAAGCCAAAAACAAACAAAAAGCAAUCUGCGUCUAAAACACCUUCUCUUACAUUCCUUGAAGCAAGAGAGCAGCUGGCACAGAUUGCUUCCAGGAUAAUUGAGGAUCCUGAAAACAAUAUUGGCGAAUUAAAGACAUUGCAACACCUUUCAAAGUCGUCAGACGCUCGAUCCGUCAAAUUUGCUUUGCUAACACAACUGGCUGUGUUUAAAGAUAUCAUUCCUGGUUACCGCAUCCGUAAAUUAACAGACAAAGAACUCUCGGCCUCUGUUUCUCAGGAAGUCAAGCGGGUGCGUCGGUAUGAGGAAUCACUGAUUGGAAAAUAUCAAGAAUAUCUACAGCUUUUAGAAAGUCUUGUGACUGAUAUUAGUGACGAUGAUGAAAAUUCCAUACCAGGAAUAGCACUAAAGUGUUUAAGCGAUCUUCUCAAAUCUGUGCCUCACUUUAACUUUCGCCUUAAUAUAAUGACAGUUGUGAUUAAUUCUCUUCGAAAAGUAAAAGCCCUUGAUUUGAUCCAUACUUGUUGCAACUCCAUUGGAGAGCUUUUACGUGAAGACGUUACGGGUGAAGCAAGUUUAGAAGCAGUGAAGCUCAUAUCCAAACUUGCCAAACAAAGUCACUAUCAAGUUCGUAGCUGCGUCAUCAAAACGUUCUUGUCGCUGAGACUUCUUGAUGAGUUGCAUGUAGAUAGGGAUGAUGGCAUUAGAAAAUCGCAUCCGUCCAAAAAGCGAAAACAAGACGGACAAGUACCAUAUAUGUCCAAGAAAAUGCGUAAAAUUAAUCGUGCACAGGCUGAUGUGGAUGUGGAGCUUCAAGAAGCAGAGGCAACUAUAGAUCGUUCCGAGCGUCAAAAAUUGCAUUCCGAGACCUUGAAAUUCGUCUUUCUGGUAUACUUUAGAAUUCUCAAGGAAGCUCCCGAGUCACCAUUAGUUGUACCAGCGCUAGAGGGUCUUGGAAAGUUUUCUCAUCUCAUUAAUAUUGACAUAUUUAACGACUUGGUGGCUGCAAUUAAAAAAAUCUGCUUGCAUCACCUUGAACACACGGAUAAUAAUAUCAAAUCAUCUCAGCGACUAUCCAUCAGCCUGCAGUGCAUCCUGACAGUGUUGCAGCUACUAUCAUCUAUUAAAGAUGCUAUUAAAACCGACAUGAUUCAGUUUCAUACUGCUACUUAUGCUAUUCUGUCAAAGCUAGCACUUGAUAAUCCACUAAAAAAUUACGCAUCGUCAAAUUCCAACUCUGAUCGCUCAAAGAUUUCACUUAUGCUAUUGGUUUUAGAACUUAUGCUCCAAAAAACCCAUAAUAUGCCUGCAAAUCGCGUUGCAUCUUUUUUGAAGCGUUUAUCCACCACUGCGCUGCAUCUGACCGACAAUGCAACCAUUGGUUCGCUGGCUACAAUACAUAAAACUCUCAUGCGACUACCCCAAUUACACUCUCUUAUUGAUGGCGAAGAAGCCGUUGGAUCUGGCGUAUAUAACCCUUACAUGGAUGACAUGGAUCUAUGCAAUCCCUUUGCCACUAAUCUCUGGGAAAUGUCUAUUAUGGCUAAUAAUCACUAUCAUCCAAGUGUUCGUACCGCUGCCAUCAUGGUUUUGCAGCAUUCUGAUAGCUCCAAAAGUAAAGCGCUUCCUUCAGAUAUGCACUCGCUAGCUCGUAAUAGGCCAUUAAAAAUCAUGGAAGAGUACGAUUUGUUCCGUGGAAACUCGUUUGCUAUUCGACCUCCCUGUAAACGCCCUGGCCGACAGCUCAAUAUUCCAGUUUUUGUCAGUGGGCCGUCUGUAAUGCGAAUAUCUGCCUUUUUGGAGAAUUUAGAACUUUGUCUCGAGUAA